Molecule: messenger RNA, 2209 nt
Organism: Morone saxatilis (striped sea-bass)
Lineage: Eukaryota; Metazoa; Chordata; Actinopteri; Moronidae
Gene: dynll2a
Product: dynein, light chain, LC8-type 2a
Exons: 3
Coding region: 188-457 (89 amino acids)
Biological process (GO): microtubule-based process; cilium assembly
Cellular component (GO): cytoplasmic dynein complex
Molecular function (GO): dynein intermediate chain binding; dynein light intermediate chain binding
Source: RefSeq, a predicted model, not a curated record
CUGUCGGAGCAGCACAGCAGAGAGACAACCUACCUACAUGCUUAUUGUGUAAAUCUUUAAAAAGCAAUUAGCCGCAGCAUCAUCUAAACCUUACCCCCCUGGCUGGGUGAAAUACAUACAUAUAUAUUUAGAAAGGAGUGUUUUUCAGGCGGCUCAACAAAAGCAGGCAUCAUCAUCAUCCUCAACCAUGACUGACAGGAAAGCUGUGAUCAAGAACGCGGACAUGUCCGAGGACAUGCAGCAGGACGCGGUGGACUGUGCCACCCAGGCCAUGGAGAAGUACAACAUAGAGAAGGACAUCGCAGCCUACAUCAAGAAGGAGUUUGACAAGAAGUACAACCCCACCUGGCACUGCAUCGUCGGGAGGAACUUCGGCAGCUACGUUACCCACGAGACAAAGCAUUUCAUUUACUUCUACUUGGGCCAAGUGGCCAUCUUGCUCUUCAAGUCUGGCUGAGGAGUUUCUGAUGGGUGUUGAGGAGUUUUUCUCCCUGAACCUCAAUCGGAAAUGCACUGGCGGCUGAUGUCUCCCAUACACUAAUAACGACAUACCAUAACGAUGCAAAACCGGCCGUGCGCAAUUGCAUGGACUAUACACUAUUUAAUAUGUAUGUUACAGUAAGUUUACUUUUCGAUAGUUGCCAUUUGAAUGCAACUGAAGUAGUUUUUGUUGAUGCUGUUAAAUUCUAAGUUGUAAAAGAUUUCAACUUGGCCCUUGAUUGUAUAAUAAAGGAAAGCUGUAGAAUGUAGUGGUGCAUCUGCUUUCCUUCACAAGUGGCAUUGCCAGACCCUGUUAUGAGACUCCAUCUGUCGGUUUAGAUGGUAAAAUCAUGUGUGCACCAGUUUAACAAUUCAUUGUCAAGAUUUUAACGUGCGAUCAUGAAAAGAAGUUAGGUAAUGGGGCAGAAUAGUCGAGUGAGUAACUUUCACGGCCUCCUUUGGUCUCCAGGAGAACAUACAGCAUGAGUUCACUUUAUUACUGUUAUUUUCCUAGUUUAAAGGGAUUGUGUUGUCUGUAGAUGCAAGUAUAAAAUGUUUUCGAUUUGGAUUUGAAAUAAAAUUCCCAACAGAUGUGAUAUUUUAGCAGCUGCUUUCAGAAAAAAAAAAAAGAUGUCACAACAUCCAACACACUUGACAUUUUGGAACCAACACAAGCCAGUGCGAGCAUUUCCAGGGAUGUUUAGUUUGUCAAUUUUCACUGUGAGGGAUGAUAGAGCAAAUAAAGCUCACAUACGCAGACCUUAGCCUGUAAUGUCUGAGAAAUAACACUGCAGACUGGUUACCAAAAUCUCCCGACUCACCUAUCUAGAUUUCAGUCUUAUAAUCCUGUGUUUCUGCAUGUUUGGAGGAUAAUAACCACAGUUUCUUUAACGCUCAUCAGACAAACAAAAGCUCAUCGCGAAGCUAAAUCAUUUAUUUUACUUUGACUUUUGAAUAUGUAGAUAUUUGACUGAGCCGAUGUGUGUCUUGUCCCAGUAAUUGCUAUAAAUCAGCGUUAGGAAUAGGAAGGUGACUUAGAUAAAUACACCCGCAGUCAACUCUACCAAGGCUACCAACACCCCUGUGUUUCAGAUGGUUGUGUCGUCUUGUGUGGCUUGUGAUACCUUCAAGUUGCAUUACCCCCAACCCUUUAUUUUUGCAUUGCCAGUGUACUGUCAGACACGCAGGAAACACAAAGCAUUUGGAGUUGGGACUUCUUAAAGCAACUGCAAACAGGUGUAUCUCUUGUCCGGCACACUGAUUUGGGGUUUUCAUUUUGUCAUGUCAGUAUAAUUAGUUUUUUAAAUGGCAAUGCGCAAUUCUAAUGAAAUGUGUUCUUUGGGAGGGCAGAUUGGAGGACUUUUAGUCCAUGGAGUUGGAUAACACCACACAUUUCUCGCUGUGAGCAAAGACUGAACUCUAACUCAGUUUUUCUCUCCCAUAAUCCAUCAAUGGGUGAAAUGUGUAUCUCUGAAGUGUUAGCUUGGAUAGACAUGGAAGUCUUCCUAACUAUUGUCAAUGUAAACUGAUUUAGUAUUGUUUUCCUCUGGCAUGUAUUUUUGCUGUGUAUAUGUAGGAGCCGUUCCAAUGCUGUUAAAUUUGCACAAAACGUGUGCCUGUCAUUGCUCUCAACUGUAACUGGCUUGAGUACAAUUGCACUUCAUUAGAAUUAUACAGUAGGUUGCUACAGAACCAAAAUCGUAUAAACUCGAUAAAAUAAAAAUUAAUU